Hemisphaericaspora subhashii is the source of this 2379-nucleotide messenger RNA. RefSeq lists its product as uncharacterized. NCBI's taxonomy places the organism in Eukaryota, Fungi, Ascomycota, Pichiomycetes, Serinales, Debaryomycetaceae. Gene Ontology annotation, cellular component: intracellular membrane-bounded organelle. The transcript has a single exon. The record is from RefSeq and is a predicted model, not a curated record. Gene Ontology annotation, biological process: magnesium ion homeostasis. Bases 1 to 2379 code for a protein of 792 amino acids.
AUGAGUAAUCUAUCGAGAUCACGAAAUAACCAUGCUGCCUCAUCUUUAACCCGCAGUAAUAGUUCAAUUACUAAAUUCAUUUUUAUAUUUUCCCAAUUAUUUAAAUUAGCUCAUUCAUUACCAAUUUUUUCAAGUACAGUUUCAAAUUCAUUAAAUCAUAAUGAUUACGCCGAUACUAGAGAAACUAUGACUCGUGAAGAGUUUUAUGUUAAUCUAUUCACCUCGAUUUUCUUGGUUUUAGCAGGUGGUGUAUUUGCUGGAUUAACCCUUGGAUUAAUGGGACAAGAUGAAGUUUAUUUAAAAGUUAUUGCCACUAGUGGAGAACCCAAAGAACGUAAACAUGCCAGAAAAGUAUUGGAAUUGAUUGGAAGAGGUAAGCAUUGGGUAUUGGUUACAUUAUUAUUAUCUAAUGUCAUUACUAAUGAAAGUUUGCCAAUUGUUUUAGAUAAUUGUUUAGGAGGUGGAUGGCCAGCUGUUGUAACUUCAACAGUUGCGAUUGUUAUUUUUGGAGAAAUUAUUCCACAAUCUAUUUGUGUUAGAUAUGGUUUACAAGUUGGGGCAUUAUUUGCUCCAUUUGUUUUAUGUUUAAUGUAUAUUAUGUAUCCAGUUGCUUAUCCAUGUGCUUUAUUAUUGGAUCAUAUAUUAGGUGAAGAUCAUGGUACUGUUUAUAAAAAAUCCGGCUUAAAAACAUUAGUUACAUUACAUAGAACUAUGGGAGUUGAAAGAUUGAAUCAAGAUGAAGUUACUAUUAUUAGUGCCGUGUUAGAUUUAAAAGAAAAACCAGUUAGUUCAAUUAUGACCCCAAUGGAAAGAGUAUAUACUAUGAGUGCAGAUACUUUAUUAGAUGAAAAAACCGUGGAAGAAAUCUUUAAUGCUGGGUUCUCGCGUAUUCCAAUUCAUUUACCUAAUGAACCAUAUAAUUUCAUUGGAAUGUUAUUAGUUCGUGUUUUAAUUAGUUAUGAUCCUGAAGAUGCUCUUCCAGUGGCAUCAUUCCCAUUGGCUACAUUACCUGAAACCGCAUUAGAUACUUCAUGUUUAAAUAUUUUGAAUUAUUUCCAAGAAGGGAAAUCUCAUAUGAUUGUAGUGAGUGAUCAUCCAGGUGAACCCACUGGUGCAGUUGGUGUUUUGACCUUGGAAGAUGUGAUUGAAGAAUUAAUUGGAGAAGAAAUUGUUGAUGAAUCGGAUGUUUAUAUUGAUAUUAAUAAGAAUAUUAAAAGAACUCAACCUGGUCCAUUAUCAAAACGAAAUUUAACUACUUAUUUACAUAGUUUAUAUCAACGGUCAGGUCCAAAUUCAAAAAGAAAUUCGUUGGAUUCUUCAACAUCUCAUCAACAUGUUGAUUUAGUUGAUCGAUUGAAAAAAGGAUCAGAAACAACAAUAUCAUCAACUCCAAAUAGUUUCCACAAAGAUCAACAACCACCACUAGCACUAUUACCACCAUCAGCAACACCAACACCAGGACUUCCACAAACUAGUGGGGAUUCUUCUUCGGCAGUUGGAAAGAAUUGGAAACCAAAAAACCCAGCCGCAAACCCCCUUGAAACCAAUAAGAAAUUCGUCACCAUAAAACGACCAAAUCAAGAUACAAUCGAUUCAGUCACCAAAGCCGCGUCCCCCUCCCCGAUCCCAAAACAAUACGGAGCAGUAUAUCCAACUGAACAAGGUGCAAUCAUUGAAGCCCAACGUCGCUCAUUCGAACUGGAAAGAUAUCCCCAUUAUCAUUAUCGUCAUCAUAAUAAUAGUACUGGAAAUCAUCGGUUUUUGUUACCGGAAGAAAGGGAGGCUGAUGUGUCUGAAAUCAAUGAGGAACAACAACAAGAUGGAUAUCAUGGACAUAUUCAUCAUAAUGGACAUGUGGAUGUUCCGAUUGCCACUAGAAUACCGAAUAAAUCAAGCCCGAUGGCUAUUCCAGAAUAUCAAGAAGCUAGAUCAUAUAAGACCGGAGGGAUUAUUGAGAGUGUGAUUAAUGUGGAUGGGGUACAUAAGACGAUUAUUGAGAAUGUUUCGGAUGAUGAUGAUGGGGUUGAGAAUCCGUUUGAUGAUAUAUUGAGUAAUAAUAGUGAUAAUGAUAAUGAUGAGAGGGAGAGUAAAAAGAAUAAGCGAAGAAAGAAGAAGAAGACGAGUGCUAAGAAGAAGACGAAAUCUACUCCGGUUUUAAGAAGUGAUUCUUUUAAUUUGAAUAGUGUUGGUGGUGAUAGGAAUAGAUCUAGUCAUCUGAUGGAAAUUAUGGAUGGAGUUGGACCUCUUGAGAAUGGCGAUGAUGAUGAAGGAAGGCGAUUGUUGGUUAGUAAUGGACAUGAUUCGGAUAGUCAUAAUAACACUAGGAAGAAGAUUAGUGUUUGGGAUAGAUUGACGGGUUCUUCGUCACCUGAUGAAUAG